Anisakis simplex (herring worm) is the source of this 756-nucleotide messenger RNA. The record is from the annotation of a GenBank genome assembly. NCBI's taxonomy places the organism in Eukaryota, Metazoa, Nematoda, Chromadorea, Rhabditida, Anisakidae.
AUGGCUAGUUCAAAACAUGAGAGGCGUCACGAGCGCAAAAAGCAUCGUCAUGGCUUGAGAGAGCGGAGAGCGAAUUCAAGAAGAUAUUCUGAAAAUUUAAAUAAGUCAACAUCAAACAAAUUUGAUUCAUUGAGCGCAAGGGAUAACGCCGAUAGUGGAGUUGAUCGCCUUAAGUCGAGCGAAGGAACUGCGAAUGAACAACAGAUUGAUGAAAGAAAGAGUGCAAAAAGUAAAUCAAAAACGAGUCACAACACGGAACGCAGCACAGAUAUCCAUUAUGAAAGCGAUGAUUUACGGAAACGUUUCGACGAGAGUCUCAAGAAGGCGUUGAAUCGUUCGAAAGUCAAUCUCAUUAAAGGUGAAAACAGCGAACAGGAAGAAAUUGGACUAUAUGACAAGAGUAAGCAUCAUUUUUGCUCAGAUGAUGACUUGGCCGAAGCGAUGCAAACAAAAACCGUACAAGAAGUGAUCACAUCAACAAGUCGAGUGUUACUCAACGAUGAACGAAUCGAGCCAGCCACUGUACAACUACAAAUGCGUGUCAAUAACAUCAAAGGUCACACACAAUGCAGGCCAACAAACGUCUAUUUCAACGCAUAUGUAAGGGAACUUGUCUUAUAUCAUCUCAUCAAGAAACCGAAACCAGUGCAUGAUAGAAUCCAUGGAUUUCAGUCAUUAAAAAAGCAAACAUGUUGUUAUCUGAAGCGAUCAAAAAUUGUUUUGAAAGCGACACAUCAUGCUGAACGUACCACUUGA